ACUCGCUGCCGCUGACCCGCGCUCUGUGUUCUCUUGUGGCCCCGCUGCCCCGCAUCUCCGCCGAUCGCAAUGGAAGAAGAAAUCGCCGCGCUUGUCAUUGACAAUGGUUCCGGCAUGUGCAAAGCUGGCUUUGCCGGGGAUGACGCCCCCUGAACCGUGUUCCCCUCCAUCGUCGGGCGUCCCCGACACCAGGGCGUUAUGGUGGGCAUGGGUCAGAAGGACUCUUACGUGGGCGACGAGGCCCAGAGCAAGCGAGGCAUCCUGACCCUGAAGUAUCCCAUCAAGCAUGGCAUCGUCACCAACUGGGACGAUAUGGAGAAUAUCUGGCACCACACGUUCUACAACGAACUGUGUGUGGCUCCCGAGGAGUACCCAGUGUUGUUGACCAAGGCCCCCCUGAACCCUAAGACCAACAGAGAGAAGAUGACUCAGAUCAUGUUUGAGACCUUCAACACCCCGGCCAUGUAUGUGGCCAUCCAGGCCGUGCUCUCCCUGUAUACGUCUGGUCGUACCACUGGUAUUGUCAUGGACUCUGGAGACGGGGUCGCCCACACGGUGCCCAUCUACAAGGGCUACACCAUUCCCCAUGCCAUCCUGCGUCUGGACCUGGCUGGCCGGGACCUGACAGACUACCUCAUGAAGAUCCUCACAGAGCGUGGCUACAGCUUCACCACCACAGCUGAGCGGGAGAUUGUGCGUGACAUCAAGGAGAAGCUGUGCUACGUUGCCCUGGACUUCGAGCAGGAGAUGGCCACCGCCGCAUCCUCUUCCUCCCUGGAGAAGAGCUACGAGCUGCCUGAUGGCCAGGUGAUCACCAUUGGCAAUGAGCGGUUCCGGUGUCCAGAGGCGCUGUUUCAACCCUCCUUCCUGGGCAUGGAAUCCUGUGGCAUCCACGAGACCACCUUCAACUCCAUCAUGAAGUGUGACGUAGACAUCCGCAAGGACCUGUACGCUAACACAGUGCUGUCUGGUGACACCACCAUGUACCCGGGUAUUGCUGACAGGAUGCAGAAAGAGAUCACUGUCCUGGCUCCCAGCACCAUGAAGAUCAAGAUCAUUGCUCCCCCUGAGCGCAAGUACUCCGUGUGGAUCGCUGGCUCCAUCCUGGCCUCUCUGUCCACCUUCCAGCAGAUGUGGAUUGCAAGCAGGAGGACGAUGAGUCGGGCCCCUCCAUCGUCCACCACAAAUGCUUCUAAACGGACUGUGAGCAGAUACGUAGCAUUUGAUGCAUGAGUUAAUUCAUAAGUAUAAAUUUGCCCUGGAAAAUGUAUACACCUCAUGCUAGCCUCACGAAACUGGAAUAAGCCUUUGAAAAGAAAUUUGUCCUUGAAGCUUGUAUGAUAUCAGCACUAGAUCGUAGAACUUGUUGCUGAUUUUUGACCUUGUAUUCAAGUUAACUGUUCCCUUGGUAUUUGUUUAAUACCCUGUACAUAUCUUUGGUUUAAACCCUUAGUACACAUGUGGCUCAGUCACUUCAUGGCUGAGGUGAGACCAUGCUUAUGGAAGAGAAGUCUGUGAUCUGUGAAUCUGCCUGACCAAGAGUCUUGAUCUGUGCAGGGUAUUAAUGUGUCAGAGCUGAGUAUUCCAGGAUUUCUCUAGAGAUUGGCAAGAGCCGAACAAGUUGUCAUUUCUGUCUUGCCAGUUGGUCUAACAGGGUUGGAAAGGUCCCAGCCUUAGGACCCAGUUUCCUAACUGUUUUCCUGCCAGAACACCAUGGGUUGUUACUUGCCUUGAGUUGGAAGCGGUUUGCAUUUACACCUGUAAAUUUAUUCAUCCUUUUAAUUUAUGUAAGGUUUUUGUACGCAAUUCUUAAUUCUUUAAGAGAUGACAGCAGAUUUUGGUUUUCUACUGUUAUGUGAGAACAUUAGGCCCCAGCAACACGUCAUUGUGUAAGGAAAAAUAAAGUGCUGCAGUAAA
Molecule: messenger RNA, 1917 nt
Organism: Carlito syrichta (Philippine tarsier)
Lineage: Eukaryota; Metazoa; Chordata; Mammalia; Primates; Tarsiidae
Product: actin-like
Exons: 1
Coding region: 199-1233 (344 amino acids)
Source: RefSeq, a predicted model, not a curated record